Thermothelomyces thermophilus ATCC 42464 is the source of this 2032-nucleotide messenger RNA. RefSeq lists its product as uncharacterized. Bases 226 to 1500 code for a protein of 424 amino acids. NCBI's taxonomy places the organism in Eukaryota, Fungi, Ascomycota, Sordariomycetes, Sordariales, Chaetomiaceae. The transcript has a single exon. The record is from RefSeq and is a predicted model, not a curated record.
AACACCAUCGCUACCAUGUCCAACAACGACAAUGCGAUGGCCCGCUUCCUGUUCGCAAUCCUGCAGCAGAAAUGCCUGAAGGAUGUAAGUGAGCCGCAGAUUCCGACCUAGGGUGUAGGGGGCGAGGAGUGACGUGACUGACCGUUCCCCUUCUAGAUCGACUGGAACAAGGUGGCCCACAACCCGAUUCUUGCCCAGGAGAUCACCAACGGCCAUGCCGCUCGCAUGCGAUACUCGCGGUUCCGCGCCGCUAUGCUAGGCCUGGAGCCGCAGCGCCGGAACCGCACUGCUAAUUCCGGCAACAAUAACAAGAACCGGGUGUCCAAAAAGAAGAAGGACGACGGCCCCAAGCCGAAGAAGGAAGACGACGAGAAUGUCAAGAGCAGCGGCAGUGGGAUUGGAAAUAUCAAGACUGAAAAAACGACGACGGGUGCCGCGGUGAAAUCCGAGCGAAGGGGCAGUUCGCAGGAGUUACCCGGGCCCUCUCAGCCAUCGGCACCGAUGGCAACUCCAGUUAUGAUGAAGGCCGAGCCUGGCUUCGUCAACCCCUUCAACCAACACCAAAAUCGCCUACAUCACGACUCGCUUCUUUCUAGCGGCUCGCCUCGGGUCAAGCCGGAGAAAUUCAUGACUACGGCCUCCGCUAACAAUAAGACUAACUCGGUGCCCGAGCCCACUCCGUUCGGGAUCCUCGCCACAGUAAUUCCUACGACUUCCCCCUCGGUAUCCUCCACCCCGUACAUCGAUGGCAGCCACCAUCGGAUGCAAGGGCGGCUCCCGACACCCUGCAGCGACUCCGACGGCACCAUCGCCGGCAUGCAUGACUUUGUCUCGCACAGCCCGCCACCCGCCGAGCUGCUUCACCACAGCCAGCAUCAUUCGCACCCCCUCCAUCACCACCACCACCACCACGUGGUAGGUGCCGGAUCAUCAUCCCCGUUGUCCACAUCUGGCCCCCAUUCGUACGACUUCUCCCAGCACCAGUGCUGCGACAUCUCACCAGGCAGUUUUCCCGGGUCAUCGUCGAGCCCCUGGCACUCCCAGCAUCAACACCACUCCCAGCAUGGUCACGGUCCGUCGCAGGCGCAGACCCAGGCGCAGACCAUGUUCUCGCCCGCCGCACCCGGCUUUGACCUCGGGCUCGGGCUCAGCCUCGGACUCACAACAGGCUCUUACACUCCGGAAACGGGAUUCAACAAUAACAGCAACAUUAAUGAAAACAACAACAAUCCCAUCUGUGGCAGCUAUCAUGACAACAUACACCUACACCACCAUCAUUCUCUCUGCCACGAUGAAGAUGGACAUCAUGUGAUGGAUGAUCCACUUGGUCUACAUGGUGUUGGUGGCGCCGCUCCAAAUAUGUUCAGAGAGAGAGCAAUGGAGUUGGAGUUGGCGGGUGGGAUGAUCAGCGACACGGCCGCCGCCGCCGGCGUCGACGCCGGCGGGACAGCGAGGCAAGUCAAGAGAGAGUGGGAAGGUGAGGGCAAGUUCACGAUUUGAUGCGACGUCGCAGUUGUUGAGUUGCCAUGAUUACUGGCCCUCGCAGUCUGUUUGGUUAUGGGGCAAACGAAACCGGGUCUUUUUUAUUGGUUCAGCCAGAGGGAGUUGUUCGGUUUGGUUAUCACGUCGUCGUCAUCCCCAGCGGCGUCGCUUCCUUCUAUGUCCGUCUCCUACGACUGUUGCCCCCUUAACCUGCAUGGGAUCGCUUUUGGCUCAUCUCUAUGCGUGUUUGAUCUGCGGUCGAUUGUAUCUGGAGGAAACGGGACUUCGAGUUGUUGAUGGCACAUCUGGACUUGGAGUGUAAAACAUAGUAAUAGAUAUGGCAAAGGUACGACGAACACACCGUGUCUUAAGUCUUGGUUAAGGGGCGGUAUGCUUUACCGUGAGCGGGUGAUAUACUGGUCAGUAGCCAUGUCGCAUCAGACCUGGAGCCCUUCUACUGAUACUGAAGAGCUGCCAUGACUUUCGAAGAUUCAACCCACCUGGGUUAUUCAUACAUCACUGGUGUAAAUGAACACCAAACCAAUCAAAG